AUGACGGGCCCUCGAUCUCAUCUUCAGGAUGAGCUUGCGAAGAACCCCGCGCGAGUAACAGUGCAGACGCGAUACGGUCCUGUUACAGGCGGUCGCGCCAACGGGGGGCCGGCUGUAUUUCUCGAGAUCCCGUUUGCUUUACCUCCGGAGAGGUUCAGUGAUCCGGUCCCGCUUCCCCCGGACUACAAGUACGAGGAUAAAGAAUACCUCCUUGAAAGCGCAUAUGGUGCUCAACCGAAGAAUGACGGUCAAGCAGCUGGAGUGCCGUAUGAGGAUAAAGUCGGGCUUGGAAAGCCCACAGAGAAUCCGCUGUUCGUGAAUGUCGUCGUCCCAUCAUCAUUCCCCGAGAAAACGGGCUUUCCGGUGAAAGUCUACAUCCACGGAGGUUUCCUGCAAUUCGGUUCUCCGCACGGCCUCAGCGCGCAGGCUCAGUACAUUACUGAAACACGUUCAGAAAUCUGGGUGAAUAUUGGCUAUAGGCUUUCUGCAUUCGGGUUCCUCGCUAGUGAUGAGCCUAAAGUGGAUGGAAACUACGGGUUCAAAGACCAAUGGCUGGGUUUACUUUGGGUCAAAGAUAACAUUGCUUCGUUCGGAGGCAACCCAAAUGAUAUUCAGCUCUCAGGGCUAUCAGCUGGUGCACAUUCCGUCCAUCAGAUCCUACACCACAUAUCCCAUCUUCCUGAGGGCGUACCCUCCCCUAUCCAUUCCGCGAUCUUGCAGUCGAACGGUAUAGUCAACACGCCGAAAUCGCUUCGGGAGCUCAGGCCGCAAUUCCGCGCGCUCUGCUCUGCCUUGGGUCUUGAUCCGGACGCGUCGGGCGUCUUAUCAGUUCUCCGCGACGCUAGACGAGUGCCCUGGGCGUCGAUUGCUCACGCUAUCGAAAACCUAGGUGUUCAUGGCACGUUCCGAGGUGCCCUUGACGGUGGUUGGCUCCCUGUCAGCCCAGACUCAAUGACAUGGCAGCGGAGCGGUGACUUCGCUCGAGCUUUGAGGGCAAAGGGCGUUCGUAGCAUCGUCGUCGGCGAUCUGACGGAAGAAUGGUACCUCUACUCCAUCGCGCAUCCCAUUCAUACCCCUGCGGAUAUACACACGAACCUGGAAAGGUACUACCCGGCGGAUCUGGUGCACAAGCUGCUCGCGCUGUACGACAAAUGGCCUCCUCACGAAGGGACGGACGUCGAAGAGUUGCAGAAGCUGUUCGGGGAGAUGUUGAGCGAAGGCCAGGUGCAUCUGCCCGUACGGUUGCUCCACAGAGAUUUGGCGAAGUCCGGUUUUCCCGUUUUGCGUUACGAGAUUCGAUGGACUCCGGAGCAGCUACGACCGUUUGGGUACGUUACUCAUGGCACGGACCGAUCCUUAUGGGCGCUCCGUCUGCCAUCGUUGAAGGGUUCACAAGCAGACGUCGCAAAGGCAUGGUUGGACGGCAUCGCGGAGCAGGUCCGGAUUUUGGAAGAAGACAACGCGUCCUCCGAAUUCAUCGAUCUGAAGCGUGUAUACACCUUGAAGGAAGACAAGACGAUAGGGUGGACGACGGACGCUCGUUGGGACGGUAUUAUGCGUCUCACGAAUGCACUCCCCGGGGAGAGCGGGACGUCAAGGCUUUGA
Molecule: messenger RNA, 1605 nt
Organism: Punctularia strigosozonata HHB-11173 SS5
Lineage: Eukaryota; Fungi; Basidiomycota; Agaricomycetes; Corticiales; Punctulariaceae
Product: carboxylesterase
Exons: 10
Coding region: 1-1605 (534 amino acids)
Source: RefSeq, a predicted model, not a curated record